AUGACGGAGAUUGAAGAUGUAGACAGGAUUAGUAGCUUACCGGAUGAGAUUCUCACUCAUAUCCUCUCUUUCAUGCAUACGAAAGAAGCUGUUGCAACAAGUGUAUUGUCCAAAAGAUGGGAGUUUAUUUGGACAAGAGUCCCUGUUAUCGACUUGUUUGAAUAUAAAAUAAUGCAAUCGUCAUUAAGUUUCAAAGCUUUUGUUGACAGGGUUCUGAUCCUUAAUGAUGCACCUUUCUUACGACUCUUUCGACUUCACUUCAGGAAUGAUAUUGAUAUCUUGCAUUUCUGUUCAUGGAUGAGGAAUGUUAUGAGACGUAACAUCUUUGAAAUUGAGGUUGGGUGCAUGCCAUUACCAAAAAAGAUUACAAGACCAUUAAAGGGGAAUCUUGUGAGUGAGAAUCUCAAGAAUUUGGGGAGUGUUUGUUUCCGUUCUUCUUCAUUAAGGAGAUUGGAGAUGCAAGAUAUUGUGACCCGAUUGCAGAACCCAACUGUAAUAAUUGAUGCUCCAAGUCUUGAAUAUCUGUUUAAUUAUAAUCAUGUUUCAGACAUUAAGGCUCUGUUUGGAGAACCAUUUCAGCCUAAGUUGAAGAUUAACGCCCCGUCAUUAGCUGAAGCUCAGUUUCGUAUACGGGGUUAUGGACUGGUGGAAAUGUUGAAGCAAAUUCCCAGCUUGAAAACUUUAGAUAUAGUCACUACAGAAUGGUUCCAUGAUUUUGCUGGGGAACUACGAGCUGUGAAUCAACUUCCCAUAUUUCCUAAAUUAACAUGUUUAGAUGUCGGUUCUUGGUUGUCUAAUAAGCAUCCUUCACAUUUAAUGAUGCUCGUUCUGCUAUGUGAACAUGCACCCAACCUUGUGUCACUUAAAUAUGGGGUUAAGCGUCUGAUGUUAGAUCGUAAAAGGGAGGAGCCGUCUGAUCUGCCUCCAACUGUGGUGCCCAAGUGUUUGUCAUCAACGCUUAAAGUCAUUGACAUUUACAGCUAUCAAAUGAUUGAUCAUGUUGUGACAAGGUACUUGUUACAAUAUGCAACGGUAUUACAAAUCAUCAGGAUCCAUUUGAAGAGGUCCUCAAUGAAGGAGAUCGAUGCAAUUUCAAAGUUAAUGGAGAUUCCUAUUGCUUCAUCUGUUUGCAAAAUUGUAAUUUGUAGAGAUCCUUCAAACCUCUAG
This is a messenger RNA of Beta vulgaris subsp. vulgaris (sugar beet), 1167 nucleotides long. RefSeq names its product F-box/FBD/LRR-repeat protein At4g26340-like. NCBI's taxonomy places the organism in Eukaryota, Viridiplantae, Streptophyta, Magnoliopsida, Caryophyllales, Amaranthaceae. The record is from RefSeq and is a predicted model, not a curated record. The transcript is spliced from 5 exons. Bases 1 to 1167 code for a protein of 388 amino acids. Gene Ontology annotation, molecular function: protein binding.